Molecule: messenger RNA, 1288 nt
Organism: Schistosoma margrebowiei
Lineage: Eukaryota; Metazoa; Platyhelminthes; Trematoda; Strigeidida; Schistosomatidae
Source: the annotation of a GenBank genome assembly
AAAUAAAUCUCUUGACCUUGAUUAGUCGACUCUUGAUUUGACUCUCCGUCUUGCAGACUAUCUCUCAUUUUGGUGGUCUCAUGAACUAACUAUCCAAAUCACUUAGCAUUGAUCCUAUGACACCCAUCAACUGAUGACAAACCAAGUUGUUUUGAAGUAUGAAAAGCUAGAGAAAAUUGGAGAAGGUACAUAUGGUAAAGUCUAUAAAGCGAGAAACCGUGAGACACAUGAAAUUGUUGCACUUAAACGUGUCCGACUAGAAAAUGACGAUGAAGGUAUUCCCAGUUCAGCUUUUCGAGAAAUAUGCCUCUUAAAAGAACUUAAACAUAAAAACAUUGUCAGACUUUUUGACGUCCUGUUAAGCGAGUCAAGACUAACAAUUGUAUUUGAAUAUUGUGAUCAGGAUUUGAAGAAAUACUUCGACAGUUGUAAUGGUGAUAUAGAUCAGAAUACUGUAAAGCUUUUUAUGUUCCAACUUCUACGUGGUCUUCAGUUUUGUCACAGUCACAACGUUUUACACCGAGACUUGAAGCCACAAAAUCUACUGAUCAAUGAUAAUGGAGAGUUAAAGUUGGCUGAUUUCGGUCUGGCUCGCGCAUACGGAAUACCCGUGCGACAAUACUCAGCAGAAGUUGUCACACUCUGGUAUCGACCACCAGAUGUUCUUCUUGGAGCUAAAUUAUACACAACUUCAAUUGAUAUGUGGUCAGCUGGUUGUAUUUUCGCUGAAAUGUCCAAUGCUGGAAGACCACUUUUUCCUGGUUAUGAUGUUGAUGAUCAAUUGCAGAGAAUUUUUAAGUUAUUAGGAACUCCGACUGAAUCAACUUGGCCAUCUGUUGUUGAAUUACCCGACUAUGAACCAUUUACUAUGAUGUAUCCUCGUACAAUGAAUUGGCAUCAAGUUGUUCCGAAAAUGUCAUUUCGUGGUCGUGAUUUAUUACAACAACUUGUUGUUUGUAAUCCAUCUGAUCGAAUAUCAGCUGAUCAAGCAUUAAAACAUUCAUAUUUUGAGAGUAUUCUGUGAUAUUAAUUUUAAUUGAACAAAACAAACAUGAAUCAAUAAAUUUUGUUUUUCUUUUUUCGAAAAAAAAUUCAAAUCAAUUUGAAAAUGAGAGGGAAAAAAUAAAAAUUUAAAAGAAAUCAAACAAAAGUUUGUCGAUUGAAUAUUUACAUGUAGAAUGGAAUAAUAAAAUCCUAGAAUCUUCUUCCGAAAAAGUUCAAUAUUCUCAACAUUGAUUAUUGAUUUUUUUGGUUAGAUAACUUUUGUAUAGAUUAAAAUCAAACAAGU